AUGUCUCCAGGUCAUUGGAAUUAUAGCGAAGAAAGUGAGAAUGGCCCUAAUAAUUGGCCAAAUGCUGAUGGUCUCAAUCAAUCACCCAUUAAUUUGGAUUUAAACUUAAUGAAAUAUACAACAGCAAACCCAUUAAAAUUUAUCAAUUAUAAUAUAAAAUUAGAGGGUGAAAUUGUCAAUACUGGUCACUCUGUGCAAGUACUACCAAAGUUUGGAGAUAAAGUACCAAAAAUUCUUGGAGGUGACUUAGAUCAAACUUAUCAUUUGGUGCAGUAUCAUUUUCAUUGGGGAUUACACGAUAAUGAAGGUUCCGAACAUACUUUGGCAGGGUUGCAUUAUCCAGCAGAAUUGCAUCUUGUGCAUGAGGGUAUUACAAAUAGUAGUAAGUUGGCUGUUAUUGGAGUUUUUUUCACAAUUGGUGAAGAGAAUCAAGCAUUGUAUCCUGAAUCAACUGUACUACAUAAAAUAACAGAUCCAGCUCAAAGUCAAACAAUAGAAGGCAUUUUAUUAAAAGAUAAAUUACCAAAAAACACGAAAACAUUUUGGCGUUACGAUGGAUCACUAACCACACCACCGUGUUCUGAGGUGGUAACAUGGACAAUCUUUACUGAACCCAUUACAAUAACAAAAUUUCAGCUUGCACUAUUACGAAGUGUACAUGAUCGACCAGGACAUGUGAUGAAGAAAAAUUUUCGUCCAAUACAAAAACUUAAUAAUCGAGAACUGAAAUUUAUUGUAACGACUUAA
Messenger RNA from Thelazia callipaeda (thelaziosis nematode), 747 nucleotides. Lineage: Eukaryota; Metazoa; Nematoda; Chromadorea; Rhabditida; Thelaziidae. The record is from the annotation of a GenBank genome assembly.